AUGGCAUUGUACUAUAACUUAGUGUUUGGCCUUUUGGUCUCAGAAAUGGUCUUCUUUGGAAUCCUUUCACUCCCUUUCCCCAGAAGAGUCAGAAGACAAGUUUUAAGAACUGUUCUGGCUCCCUUUGAGAAUGAAAAGUUCCAAAUUGCCUUGAAGUGUGUUUUAGGGUUUGUUUUCGUUCUUUUCGUUGAUUCUGUCAAUAGAGUAUAUGCUGUGACAGCUGAAUUGAGACUGUCCAAAGAAGGAAUUACUGGGACUGUUGCCGGAUCCACGGCAGGCAUUUUGAAUGAUAGAAGUGAAGUUCAAGCUAGAAGAUUCUACGCUCAGAGAAACAUGUACUUAUGUGGAUUUUCAUUAUUUUUAACAUUAAUCUUGAUAAGAACAUAUGGUUUAGUUGCUGAAUUACUUGUAACAAAGGACAAGUUGGAUAAUAUGCGUGGUACUGCCAAAUUGAAUGAUUCCACUGAAUUGAAAGAGUUGAAGAAGAUGUUGGCCGAUCAAGACAAGGAGUUGGAAUUAUUGAGAGAGAAGGCUUCUUAUUUGCUGUCUGAUUAUGAUUCAGAAUUAAAGAAUAGAAAGUGA
This is a messenger RNA of Lizanozyma spartinae, 582 nucleotides long. RefSeq lists its product as uncharacterized. Bases 1 to 582 code for a protein of 193 amino acids. Lineage: Eukaryota; Fungi; Ascomycota; Pichiomycetes; Serinales; Debaryomycetaceae. Gene Ontology annotation, cellular component: endoplasmic reticulum; endoplasmic reticulum membrane. Gene Ontology annotation, biological process: endoplasmic reticulum to Golgi vesicle-mediated transport; intracellular protein transport. The transcript has a single exon. The record is from RefSeq and is a predicted model, not a curated record.